Molecule: messenger RNA, 3990 nt
Organism: Scaptodrosophila lebanonensis
Lineage: Eukaryota; Metazoa; Arthropoda; Insecta; Diptera; Drosophilidae
Product: serine-rich adhesin for platelets
Exons: 2
Coding region: 722-3544 (940 amino acids)
Source: RefSeq, a predicted model, not a curated record
CCACGCCAUUUCUAUUUCCAAUUUAUUUUGUGCACCUCUUUCGCUCCCUUUACUCUUUGCUCAGCUAUGCAACAUUUUAUUGCAAGUGGCAGUUCAGUGCUAUCGACAUCGAGAUUCAGAGCGCGGGAAGUGUUAUUGUUGUCAACUUAUUGUCAGAUAAAUACUGGACCAAUUACAAUAAAACAAUUACGCUAUUGCAAAAUAAAAUAGACGUCCAUGCAACGUAAUUGCUGUGUCAUUUGUAAAUUCUUUUAACCGACAUUUCUCGCUGCGACCAACUGCUUGCCUGAGUGCGUGUGUAUGUGUGUGUGUGUGGGUACAGUUGGGUAGAAAAAACAACGCAAGACUGGCAGCACCGCAGACCAGUGCUGUGCUGUUGCGCUCAGAAUUGGACGUACAGCGAACAAGCGGAAAGGAAGAGAGCGGAAAAAGCAUACCAAAAGUAAAUGCAAAUGUAUAAUAAUAAUAAUAAAAAACACACAUUAAUAGCCAACCAAUUCGCAUUGCGCGUGCAGACAGUCCCUGUGAAAGCGUAAAAAAGAGAGCGCGACAUAAAAGUUUAAUAUUGGCGUUGCCAAUUUGAUACCAAGUAGCAAAUAUUUGAAGCACUGCAAAAGGAAUAGUGUAGUGAAAGUGCCAGAAAUCGCGGAAAUUUGGUUUAUCAGAAAGUAAACGACAUCAAAAAAAACAAUGUAAAACCCACAUAAUUGAUUUAUGAAAGAUGCGAGGGGGAAAAAAAACGGAAGCCGAGACAGCUAAGACACGAUCUUGCAUAGUAUAUCUAAGAAAUCUACGAGAUUCUCCCGCCGCUACCGUUGGCGCUGAAACUGCAACUUUAUCCAGAAGGUCGCCGCGCAGCAAGUUGUUGAAAUCACCCACUAGUCCAGCCCUUCCUGUCAAAGUGUUGCCCAGGCGAACGACAACGCCAAUGAGGCAAGAACAGCAACUAGAGAAACCCAAGACACCAGCCAUUACUACCAGAGCGCGCCUUGCUUCGGUUACAGAGGGCAAGAAGCUACUUACGGAUUCAGGCUUACCACGAAAGUUGCAAACGUUGCAGCGCAGGCAUUCACUGCGGGCGUCGAUCGCUCAAGAGUCACCAAUACGCUUGUCUGUCAAGCGUCUAACUGCUACUUCCCCAAAAGUAAAGGAGGACCAGACUAAAAUGUACAAACAACACAAGACUGUGGCAGUUGAGGCCUCCCCUCCGCCCACAAUCGCCGCCAGCCGUUCACGUCGCUCCAUCAAACCGAAUCCCAAAUAUGCCAGCGAAGAUAUGGUUACGCCCAAAUAUAUUGGUACCUUCAGCAGUGAUGGUCCUGCCAAGCGUGGAUCGAUCAGGCAACAACAGCUCUUUGGCAACGAUGAUCUGCUCGAUGAUGAAGACAAUGAUGACGAGCUAGCAGAUGCCGCAUACAACCCACAGCUACACAAAUCCGAUGAAGAUGACGACGAUGAAGAGGAACUGAGUGAGAAUGACUUCAAGCAGGAGCUGCGACGCGAGAAGGCUGUCACGUCGACGGUGCUGCCAGUAAAACGCGGGCGUGGACGCCCGCCCAAGCUAAGUGUUACUCCCAAUUCCCAGACACCGUCUUCUAGCGCUUCCAGAAGCGGUAGUGGAGGCACGCAAUUACAGCAGAUGCGGCGCAAUAUGGCCGCAAAUAUGAAACGGUCCAGUCUGUUAGCCUCAAUGUCACCUCCGCCAAGUGGUACACCUUCAUCGGCCAGCAAGCGCAAGCUCGAUGAGAUAACCGCUGGUGGCGAAAUGACGCGCAAGCGUUUAGCCACCGAAGCCAAUGCUCCAGUUAUCAAUGGCAAAACGGCAACUACAACAACAUCGUCAUCAACAACUACGCCUUCUGGUGUAAGCAAACCAAAGCUACUCGCUACCAACACGACCAACAACAAUAGCAGCAGCAAUAACAACAAUAGCAGCAAUAACAACAACAACAAGCAGCGUUCACAAGCAAUUGCAUCAACGGCAUCCGGACGAAUCCCACGCACAGCGCUAUUGGCUGCUAAGCACAAGAUUGGCACCUCAGCGACAUCGCAAUCCUCGCCAGCAAUUACCAAGGCGGUACAGUCAGUGGAUGGUGACAACAACGAUGAUGUGCCUACCUUUACAAUUGUUAAUAUAGAUGACAUUAUCAAUCAAGACGAUGUACUCAUCUCGCGCGCCCAAACUACAAAUGUUGGCAAGAAGGCGACGACGCCGACGGCGGCAGCAGCAUUAUCGGCAGCUAAUUCACGCAAGACGCGUGGCCAGAGUCAGGGAGUUGGUGGUGGCGUCACCUCGACAUCUACAUCCGCUUCCACAUCAUCCUCAGCCAGCACAUCCACCAUCACCACCAGCAGCAGCGCCAACAAGAACAUAAGCUCGUCCAGCUUGGUCCAAUCCCGGCAAACACAGCGCGCCACAACGAACAGCGUUGGCAAAUUUCGAUCAUCGAGCCCGGCAAACAAGCAGACUGAACCUGGAGCGAAACCGCAGCCGCGCAUACUAAAUGCCGAAAUGGGGAAGAAGACUCAACCCAUUAAGCAAUCGCUCAUGAGCAUGGGGAAAGAGCUGUGUGAAAUGAGCAUCGAUGGCGACAACGAUGGCGAUGAUGAUGUCCAGCAUUAUCAGAUACCAGAGGAAAUAAAGCAACAACAACAUGGCCAAAAGCGCGUAAUAAUGACACGUCGUGCGUUGACGAGUUCGAAAUGGCCAACAUCUCUACAAAAGCGUACGGUGCUGACGCCUCCGGUGAAUGCGAAUGCCAAUCGUUUGGGGGGAACGAGUUCUUUGCGUAAGCUUGCCAAUUUGUUGGGCGACAGUGGGUCUCCCGAUGAUGAUGUGUUCAAAAAGCCAGCGAGUCCUUCGCUCCAACAACGACGAUCUAAGGAGAAUGCACUUCAGCAGCACGAUGACGAGGGGCAAGCAAAGUCGGUGGCGGAGUCCAGCACAACAACGGUUAAAAAUCCAACACCAAAAUACUUUCCACCCGAAACGACGAUCAUUUGUGAGGAGGAUGGCCGUCUUGUAAAGAAGAUCACAUGCUAUGAAACUUGGCAUGUUAUCAGUGCACCCAAAGAUUCUGCAUCAGAGGAGAAUAAAACACGCCGGGAACGCGCCUGCCUUGAGGUACCGCUCAUCAAAUUGGCCAAUGUGGCGGCCCGCAUAAAGGUCCCGUCCCUGAAAUGGGCCAGCAAGGUGACGCUCUACAAAGUGUCGCCGUCGACAAUGCAGCGCCAAACGAUGACGAUAUACACAGGGGAUCUGAAAUCAUUUAAUAUACCCGAAGAGGAUCGCCACAAAUAUCAGCCCUCGUGUGUCCUCUUUCGUCGCACUGCAGUGGACAAAAUUAAUUGCCGAGUACCGUACGAUCGUGCGGUCAUUUUUAAGAACAAGUCCUUCUUUGCCAAUAUAGAGGGCAAGAAUGUCAAUCUCAUUGGGGCGCCCAGGGCGAUUACGUGUGUUAAGGAUGUGGAAAUAUUGCUGGACAUUGUCGACAGCCUGUCGUUGUCGAGUUCCAUCGUUGAGACGGUGGCUCCAACCAAGUAAUUGUAUAAUAGCUCUGUGCAUAUAUACACAAAAAAAAAAGAAGUGUAUCAUUAGAGUGGAGGAGGAUUGGAGGACGUCGAUUCAUGCAUAUUAAAAUUUGUUUUAGCGUUAGAGAAGACGUUUUUUUUUUUCAUAUCUAUAUAUAUAAAUAUAUAUUUAUAUAUAUAACUAACUCUAAUUCUAUAGAAAUAGCUUUUAAUAGUUGUAUUUAAUUAGUUGUCCGUUACAUAUAUACUCCACGAAAUCGAAAUAGACCAACACACACACAGAGAUUGGCAAUUCAUAGUUGGUCCAUUGAUAUAAAAUCCCAUGAUUAUAUUAUCAAUCAGAGCUUAUGCUUACGAUUCAGGAGCAUGGACUAACGGGCUUUUUUACUUUAAAAAAGUUCUAAGCUGUAAAUACAAAGAAAAGGAAAAAACAGAAAUGAUUUUUUACAUCAUAGAUAA